Messenger RNA from Truncatella angustata, 385 nucleotides. RefSeq lists its product as uncharacterized. The transcript has a single exon. The coding region runs from base 130 to 342 and encodes 70 amino acids. The record is from RefSeq and is a predicted model, not a curated record. Lineage: Eukaryota; Fungi; Ascomycota; Sordariomycetes; Amphisphaeriales; Sporocadaceae.
UGAUCUGCCUGCCAUCCCAAAGCAUAGUCAGCCGCAUUAGCUCGAUGCGCCGAUCUACUUCGUUGUUCAUCGCGUCGACCCUGGAUCCUGGGUCAAGAGCCUCACACGUGCACACACGUGCAGACACGAAUGCAUAUUGAAUGUAGAUCUGUAAAUCCUUGUUUUUUCUUUUCUUUUUUUGGUGUGGCCGCCAUUGCUUUUCUAUCGUGGUAUGAUAAGAGUAGACAAGACAAGACCAUCCUUAGCUUGGAAGAAAUAGGCGAGCGAGCUUUAGCUCUUGCUCUUCUUCAGCUGCUGCUAAGUAAUCUUCGAACUUUCGGGAUGUGGGCGGGUCGGCGAUAGCUGAGAGCCACUCAAAAAGAUGGUGUGCUGUCAGCAUCCCAGG